This is a messenger RNA of Odocoileus virginianus texanus, 2154 nucleotides long. The record is from RefSeq and is a predicted model, not a curated record. Lineage: Eukaryota; Metazoa; Chordata; Mammalia; Artiodactyla; Cervidae.
GGAAGUGAAACUGUGAUGCUUUUAAUGCCACAUUUAAAACCUUCGGAGCUGCUUCCCUGCGACUUUAGGAGAGCUGUGGGUAAGACUUGCCUCCUGAUCAGUUACACUACCAAUGCAUUUCCUGGAGAAUACAUCCCCACUGUCUUUGACAACUACUCUGCCAAUGUCAUGGUGGAUGGAAAACCUGUGAAUCUGGGCUUGUGGGACACAGCCGGACAAGAAGAUUAUGACCGAUUACGCCCCCUGUCCUACCCGCAGACAGUUGGAGAAACGUAUGGUAAGGAAAUACCUUCCAGGGGCAAAGACAAGCCGAUUGCCGAUGUAUUCUUAAUUUGCUUUUCUCUUGUGAGUCCUGCAUCAUUUGAAAAUGUUCGUGCAAAGUGGUACCCUGAAGUGCGACACCACUGUCCCAACACACCCAUCAUCCUGGUGGGGACAAAACUUGACCUGAGGGACGACAAAGACACGAUCGAGAAGCUGAAGGAGAAGAAGCUGACGCCCAUCACCUACCCGCAGGGCUUGGCCAUGGCCAAGGAGAUCGGUGCCGUCAAAUACCUGGAGUGCUCGGCGCUCACGCAGCGAGGCCUCAAGACAGUGUUUGAUGAAGCGAUCCGGGCGGUUCUCUGCCCGCCCCCCGUCAAGAAGAGGAAGAGAAAGUGCCUGCUCUUGUGAACAUCCGCCCCCCACUGCGCCCCCCAGGACCCUUUGUAUGCUUUGCUCAGAGGUGGCGCCUUCGCACUCAAUGCCAAGUUUUUGUUACAGAUUAGUUUUUCCAUAAAACCGUUUUGAACCAAUCAGUAAUUUCUAGGUUUUGUUUGUUUAAAGUGUAAGAGUUCAAACUUUCACAUUCUAUUAAAGUUCAGCCCUAAAAUGACAAGCUUCCUUAAAGCCUUAUUUUUCAAAGCCCCUAUUCUUGCUCAGAGUUGCCAAAAUACUUUGUGAACUAAGUUGCAUUGUUGGGCUAAGAACACUAAGCGCUAAGCUGUGGAAAGACCUUUGUCUGGAAGACUGUAGCUUUGGAGGCAGGAGGUGCAGACCCUCGCUGACAAGUUUCAGGCGAGAAGAGCGCGCACAGCCUCCUUCCUGAAACGCUGCACCUAACGAGUCACGAUGUCGCAGCCCACGUUCACUACCUAACACUGUACUGUACGUCAGCGCGCACGGGCCUAACAGCUCGCUCUUUGGAUCAGUCUUUUUGAUUUUGUAGUGAGAUUUUUUAAAACAAGUUAGUGUUUUAGCUCUUGUGAGAUUCUUAACAGAACUCAGUGCUCCCUGUGAUGAAGAGUUCUGUCCGUGGGUGCCCUGGGGUGGAGUGUGUGGGACGCUUGUCAUCAAAGGAUGGAGACAGUAUUUUGACAAAAUGUGGAGAUUAAUUUACACUACAUUGUACACGUAAUCAUUAAAACUGUUAAAAGCAUCACGGGUAAAGGUUUUUAAAGGUUAAUUUCUGUCAAAUGCGGUAGAUAAAGAAAGGUCGGUAUUAUCAGUGAGUGUUUUAUUCAGCUUUUCCUUUUCCUAAACCUGCCCACCCCUUCUGAAAUUGGGCAUUUAAUCCAUCUUUGACCUGGUCAUCCUCAUAGUUGCUAACUUAGUAAGUGCUUUUCUUAUAGAGCCCAUUCUUAAUGAGCAAUAUGCCUCCUUGUAUUAUAAAAUCUUUCUGAAUAUGCAUUAGAAAAUUUUUUUGUAGGUUAGUAAAAGUGCACUCCUGUUUUCAUGUUGCUUUACUCAACGCUAAUAAGUGCUCUCCUUAGUUUCCUAGUAAACUCGGUGUAAAAAUCGUGUUGCAGCUUUAUGUUUUUUAAGAUACUUCAGAUAAUUCCUAAACUGUAAGCCUCACCGUCACUGGCCAGAUGACCGACACCGCACCGUGACUAACGACUGACCCCUCCUGCCUCACCGCGUGCACACGCUUCCUGUCCUUGCCCUAACCAUGUUUCUUGGGGUCUGUGAGGUUCCGUCAGCCCCGUGCUCGUGCUAACGAAGUUCUGUACAACUUACCCACUGGCAAGAAUACGAGCUUGGACCUUUCAACCACUAGAACAAAAUUUUUUAAAUUGACAGUUGCAGAAUUGUGGAGUGUUUUUACAUUGAUCUUUUGCUAACGCGAUUAGCAGUAUGUUUUGCAUGUAUGACUUAAUAAAUCCUUGAAUCAUA